Haplochromis burtoni (Burton's mouthbrooder) is the source of this 3146-nucleotide messenger RNA. It is a transcript of the gene p2rx7, whose product is annotated as purinergic receptor P2X, ligand-gated ion channel, 7. The coding region runs from base 456 to 2204 and encodes 582 amino acids. Gene Ontology annotation, cellular component: plasma membrane; nuclear inner membrane. The transcript has 13 exons. Gene Ontology annotation, biological process: monoatomic cation transmembrane transport; response to ATP. Lineage: Eukaryota; Metazoa; Chordata; Actinopteri; Cichliformes; Cichlidae. Gene Ontology annotation, molecular function: ATP binding; purinergic nucleotide receptor activity; extracellularly ATP-gated monoatomic cation channel activity. The record is from RefSeq and is a predicted model, not a curated record.
AAUUCGCGCUAAAAAGAGUCAAAAGCAGCCUGAUAUCAGACUUAAUGAUCCCUCAUUACAGGAAACAUUUCAACUAAACAUCACAAAUAAAAUCAGCAGAACAGAUUAAACAAAUUAUCUAGGAGGGGAAUGAGACUGGGAACCGUAGGAAGCUUUUCCCAGUAAAUGAAAUUAAGGGCUAUAAUUAAUAUUGGAACACUAAAUAACGACAGAGAAAACUAAUUUGGAUGUCUAGGUUACCUUUGACAUUUGUUAGCCAUACAAAUCCUGAUAUCGUGACAUGCGCUGCAGUUUAAUUCCCUCCGUGAGAGCGCAUGGUGCAUCUGCAGAAGUGUGGCCAUGUGACCAUCCACACAGGAAGAGGAGUUGAGAAAUGAGUCAGAGAUUCCUCCUCCGCACAGAAAUCAGACAAAAAGUCCUAAAAAUCCAGCCCGGAGCGCCUUUCCAUCAUCACCAUGCCGUGCUGCAGGCUGCGCGCUCUGUGUCAGUAUGAAACCAACAAGCUGGUCCGGAUCCAGAGCGUCCGGCUCGGCUCACUCAAGUGGAGUCUGAACGGAGCCAUUCUGCUCUUCAUCUGUAUCAUGAUGUUAUGGAACAGGAAGUACCAGGAGUUUGACCUGGUGGUCAGCUCGGUUACCACAAAGGUAAAGGGUGUGGCUCAGGCGCCCCUGCCCGAGGUCGGGAACAUGGUCUGGGAUGAGGUGGACUACAGCGGGCCUUGGAAGGGGAAGAACACCUUCUUUGUGGUGACCAACGCAAUUGUGACAAAGAAUCAGAAGCAGGGGAAAUGUGCGCAGGUUCCUCUCAAAGGCAGAUUCUGUCACACUGAUAAGGACUGUGAGAAAGGAGCCUGGGACCAGCAGAAACACGGGAUUCAAACGGGAUCGUGUGUGAAGUUUGAUUUAUCGAAGAAAACCUGUGAAGUUUCUGCGUGGUGUCCGAUCGAAACCAGAUCGACUCCUCCAAGACCUGCUCUGCUGGCAGCAGCUGAGAACUUCACUGUCCUCAUCAAAAACAACAUCCGAUUCCCAGCUUUCAACUACAUCAGAAGGAACAUCCUCCCAGAGAUGAACGACGCCUACCUGAGGAACUGCCACCGAGGAAACGACUCCCUGUGCCCCAUCUUCAGACUGGGAGACAUCGUCCGAGAGGCCGGGGAAAGGUUCUCUGAGAUGUCAGUGGAGGGAGGCGUCAUCGGCAUCCUGAUCAAAUGGGACUGCAACCUCGACAGGCUCAUGCAGCGCUGCCUUCCCAGAUACUCUUUCAAGCGACUAGAUGAAAAAGAGAGCAACAAGACGCUCUAUCCAGGCCUCAACUUCAGGUUUGCAAAGUACAACACUGUGAAUGGAGUGGAGGAGCGAACACUCUACAAAGCAUUUGGGAUCAGAUUUGAUGUCAUGGUAUUCGGACAGGCGGGAAAGUUUAGCUUCAUUCAACUCAUCAUCUACAUCGGCUCAACGCUGUCCUACUACGCCCUGACAACCAUCCUGAUCGACUGGUUGAUUGGAACCAGCUGUUACUCUGCAGAGGUCGGUCAAAACUACUCUGAAAGGAAAGUGGAAUCAAUCCAAGAUCAAGAGAAGGUGAAGUGCAUCCUUUGUGUUUCCUACAUUGAUGAGAACAACCUUCGACUGGUAAAACGCUCACAAAAGAAAAGUUUACAGGUCAUCAAACCGAUGUCUGUUCAGCCACGUAAGGAGGAUCCAGGACACUUGAGAGCCAUUCUCUGCCUCCUACAGCCAAGUGAUGACACCAAUGAUGAUGUUCAGCCUUCCCUUGGCAAGAAAACCGAUCCAAAUGCCAAACCCCAUCGUCCAGCCUGGUGUAUGUGUGACUCCUGUGCUCCUUCCUCCCUCCCAGAGGAGGAGUUGUGCUGCAGGCGGACCGAGGGCACCUGCAUCACCUCGUCUCCUCUGUUUGGGCAGCUGGUGCUGCGGCGCUCCCUGCUGGAGGCAGUGCUCCUGUACCAGGAUCCCCUGUCUCCUUCAGUGAAAAAGCUUCAGACUGCCGCCCUGCGUCACUGUGCCUACAGAGAGUACAUCAGCUGGUGGUUUGGGGUCCCACCCAAUGACACCCAUCCUGCCAUUCCUAGCUGCUGCGUGUGGAGAAUCAGGAGGGAGUACCCGAGCCCAGAUGGACAGUACAGUGGUUUCAGACCUGUAAAGAUGACUUCCAUGCAAGCCUGUGAAAACGGAGAACUAUGAAAGGAGUGUUUUCAAUUUACAGAGCAGGGAAGCCCUCACUAACUGACCUACUAACAAUGUUCAUGUACCGUCUGCCUUACAAAGCAAAGCAAAAAUGCAAAAACUUUACUCAUUUGUCCAGAAAAUGAAACUUAAUCAGUUUGUCAGCUUGUGUUCGGUGAAGGAAAACUUCACUAAGUCAAUAAAUUACUGCAUUUUCUCAAAUCUGUCAAGUCGUUUGGCUGCUUGGCUGCCAUUUUUCUUACAUUCUCUCUCUUUAUGCUGCUUUUUGCCUUUAUAGGGCAGGAAUAACUCUAAUCGGGCUCAGACAAAGAUUUUCUCCUGCCAGGAAUGUGUUCACAUUCAUCAAAUUAUAUGGAAAGAUGGAGAGUUUUGUUCCAGGAUGGGAGAGAAACAGCCCUGAGUAGAUUUGGCAUUUUUUCCUAUCUCCGCUAAGGUUCACUAACUGCAGUAAGGUGGGGAGCCUGAGUGUGUAUUUUCAUUUGUACACAGAUGAGACUAAAAACAGCAGCUGGUUUUUUGGGUUAAUGGAAAGUCAUCGUGUUAUUGGGGUUUAUGUUUUUCAGUAUUGCCAUUUCACUCUGUACUCCUGAUUUCAUUCUGCAUGUAAAGAAACUGUCUACUGCACAGAGGGUAAAUUUUUAUAUAACUGACCAGUUUAACUUUUAUCAAGCUUACAGUUGGUGUUAUUAAUGGAAUGGACACUGUUACUGACAGGUGCGCCCAUAUAGGCAGACUGCUGGGCUUCACUAAGCAAAUUCAUGUCACAAAAAUGGAACACUUGACUAUUUUUGUGUUGUUGGUGCCUUUUAUGUGAUUUGGACUGGACUUUUCUUCCCUACUGGAGCAUUUAAAGUGCUUUAAACAACAUUCCUCAUUCACACCCAUUCACACAAGCAUGCUUUUCUACAUCUACAGGGAGUGCAGAAUUAUUAGGCAAGU